Messenger RNA from Nestor notabilis (Kea), 3030 nucleotides. RefSeq names its product pappalysin 2 (gene PAPPA2). Gene Ontology annotation, molecular function: metallopeptidase activity. NCBI's taxonomy places the organism in Eukaryota, Metazoa, Chordata, Aves, Psittaciformes, Psittacidae. The transcript has 19 exons. The record is from RefSeq and is a predicted model, not a curated record. The annotation marks the transcript as partial.
AGGGCAUACAUGAGUGUGAAGGAGCUGAAGGAGGCACUGCAGUUGAACAGCACCCACUUCCUCAACGUUUACUUCGCCAGUUCGGUGAGGGAAGAGUUGGCUGGUGCUGCCACUUGGCCAUGGGAUAAAGAAGCCCUUAGCUACCUGGGUGGAGUUGUCCUCAACCCUGCUUAUUAUGGUAUGCAUGGCCACAUGAACACCAUGAUCCAUGAAGUGGGACAUGUCCUGGGGCUGUACCAUGUCUUUAAGGGAGUGAGCGAGCGGGAAUCUUGUGAUGAUCCCUGCAGAGAGACAGCUCCAUCCAUGGAGACGGGAGACCUCUGUGCUGACACUGCCCCCACCCCAAAGAGUAAACUCUGUCGGGAUCCAGACCCCACCAAUGACACCUGUGGCCAGACACAUUUCAUGGGAACGCCCUUCAACAACUACAUGAGUUACACAGAUGACGAUUGUACCAACACCUUCACCCCUAACCAAGUGGCACGGAUGCAUUGUUACCUGGACCUGGUGUACCAGCGCUGGGGCCAGAGCAAGAAGCCCGCACCCAUCCCAAUCCCUCCCAUGGUCACUGGGCAGACACAGGACUCCCUCAGCAUCUACUGGCUGCCUCCCAUCAGUGGUGUCAUCCAUGAGAGGGAGCAGGACAUGCUCUGCGAUGACUGUGCGGAGGAUGGCACCUUCCGUCAGUAUGUACAUGAGGCCUCUUCCCCUCGGGUCUGCGAUUCCUCUGGCUAUUGGACCCCAGAAGAAGCAGAAGGGCCCCCAGAUGUGGAUCAGCCCUGUGAGCCCAGCCUGCAGGCCUGGAGUCCAGAGCUCCACCUCUACCACAUGAACAUGACUGUGCCAUGCCCCCAGCCAGAUGGCUGCAUCCUGGAGCUGCACUUCCUGCACCCCGUCUACCCUGAUUCCCUCACCCUCUGGACCACGUACCUCUCCACAGGCUCUCCAAAGUCGCUGUCUGACAUUGAAAUCCUGACAGAGCAUGGGGAGUCCAUCCAUUUGGGCCCCCUGGACACCUUCUGUGAUGUUCCCUUUACUGUGAAGCUUAACAUCCCUAAAAAGAUGUCUGCAGUCAGAAUCUACACCUUUGACGAGAGGAUGGAGAUAGACACGGCCCUGCUGACCUCCAUGCCCCACAGCUCUCUUUGCUCUGCCUGCAAGCUGAUCCAGUACCGAGUCCUCCGUGACCCCCCGUUCGCAAACGGAUCCCCCGCCACCCCACCACAGGCACACCGCCUGUUCGUUGACACAGAAGUCAUGCCUGGGCAGGUGUACCAAUACCAGGUACAGGCAGUGUCUGGGGCAACCUCAGGAGAAGCCUCCCCACCGCUUGUCCAUGUCCAUGGAGCACCCUACUGCGGGGAUGGGAAGGUGACCACGAGCCUGGAGGAGGAAUGCGAUGAUGGGGACUUGCUGGAUGGAGAUGGCUGUUCCAGGAAGUGUAAAAAGGAAAAAGGCUUCAACUGUGUUGGCGAGCCAAGCCUGUGCUAUGUGCACGAUGGGGAUGGUGUGUGUGAGCCGUUUGAGAAGACAAGCAGUGUCCUGGACUGUGCAAAAGCUUAUGCCUCCCAUCAUGAUGCAAAGUCCUGCCCUGCUUCCUUGGUCACUGGAGAGCCUGUUGUGAAGGUGUGCUUUGAGAGACCCGCAGUGCCCACCUCCCUCCUGAUCUUCCUGGCCUCCUCUGGCACCAUCCCAAGCAACCAGCGCAAGCCGAGUGUCGCCGUCCAGCUGAGUGACAUAGAUGGGCUGAACAGCUCUUUAGGGAUGUAUGAGCUGUCAUGCCAGCACAACCCCCUCGUUAUUAACGUGAACCAUAGCCAGGCGGACCCAUCCCACCGGGCUGUUUCGGUGCUGCUCAACUUCUCCUCCCCACUUGUGGGCAUUGCAGCUGUGGCCUUGCGGACCUUGGCUCAGCCUGGCUCCUCUGACCCUACUACCUGCCUCCUGCAACAUGAGGAGGGACAUGGCCAUCAGUGCUACAGCUGGGUUCAUGGUGCCUGUGCAGGAUCUGGAAGCUGCAUGAGGCCGCUGCUUGCUCACGCUGCCACCCUCAGUUGUACCUCUGAUGGCCCAAGGCACAUGGCAUGCACUGUCGCCUGCGAAAAGGGCUUUAUCCUCCGCUCCAGCAAUGGGAAGAGCCUGGGCUCCACACAGAAGGAGGUGGUGUUGAAGUGCAACUCAGGAUGGUGGGACAGAUCUGUGACUUGUGACCCUGUUGACUGCGGUGUCCCUGACCAGUCCCAUGUGUACUACGCUGAGUACUCCUGCCCCAGGGGAACCACUUAUCUGCAGAGAUGCUCCUUCUCCUGUAUCCACCCAGCCAAGCUUCAAGGAACAAACCAGUGGCUGACCUGCCUGGAGGAUGGUCUCUGGUCACUCCCUGAAGCCUACUGCAAGCUGGAGUGUGAUGCGCCUCCUGCAGUGGCCAAUGCCAAGCUCCUGGUCCCACAGUGCUUGCAGGGGAACCACGACGUGGGCUCGGUCUGUCGCUACAAGUGCAAGCCUGGUUACCAUGUGGCUGACAAUGCAGCAGGAAAGCCUAAGAAGAAGUUCCUGAAGGUCCAGUGCCUGGAGAGCGGGCAGUGGGAAGAGGGGCGCUGCAUCCCUGUGGUGUGUGAGCCCCCCCCUCCUGUCUUUGAGGGCAUGUACAACUGCACUCAGGGCUUCGAGCUGGACAGCCAGUGCAUCCUCAACUGCGAGCCGCAGGAACAACAGGUUCCCAUCGUCUGCACCAAGGAGGGCUUAUGGACAGAAGAGUUCAAACUGUGUGAGAGCUUACAGGGCACCUGCCCACCGCCCCCUGAGCUGAAUUUCGUGGAAUACAAGUGCGAGCAGGGGCAUGGCAUAGGUGCUGUGUGCAUACCCUCUUGUGUCAUACCUCCCAGCGAUCCUGUCAUACUGCCCAAAAAUAUAACUGCUGAGACUAUGGAUCACCGUCUGCAGCCCACCAGAGUCCAGCAUAUUGUGUGCACGGGAAGGCUGCGGUGGUAUCCAGACCCUUCUGUCAUUCACUGCAUCCAGUCAUGUGAG